AUGACCAUUUCCUCAGACCAGGUCCUAGAUUCGAAAACUGUGUUUCCGCAUAGUUAUAGGGAAGGAGUUAAGUGCAUUGGCUUCUCCAAGUCGCAAGGUCGCCCCUGUAACAGAGUCAUUGGCGCCGCUAAAGUGAGGGAGCAUGAGCACCUCAUGAGCCGGUUGAAUAGUGUUCCCUUGGAGCAGCGGGCUGACCAUCCGCGCCUCGAAGAGGCAGUAAGGCUCCUUCUGUGCUUUACCCAUAAGCACGCUGAUUUUGAUACGGAGCUAGAAGAUGCUUCGCAGAAGUUUCGAGAUGCAGCGGAGGCGGCGAAGGAAGCAGAGGCGGCCCGGGUCAAGUGGGAGAAGCACACUCCCCAGAAGCGGCCUGGCAUUCUUCGGAAGAGAGCAGUGCAGUUCGUCACUCCAUCUCCACUGCCCGUGACUCGUCGUGGAGUUGAUUUGGGCGAAGCAUCUGCCGCGAACUCCGGGAAAUCUGGGCACAGGCUUCAAGCUAGCGACAUCCCUUCCGAGUCUGAGUCGGACUCGGAGGGCGAUGGUAGCGACGAUGAUGAUAUUCAUCCCCUAAAAGCUUGGAGACGCUAUAAAUCCAAGUGGGAGGCGCUGGAGAAAUCUGGGCUGGAGAAAGGGGUCUCUAUCGUGCAGCAAGUCCCAUGGCCUGUGGCUUCAGGCAAGCACCAAGACGUCAGCAAGGAAGCAGUCCUCGAUUUCUUCAACAACGUUGCCGGUGACCCUGACAAUGCCGACCGCGGGGUCAUGUUCUCGCGUGAACGCAUGCGCUGGCGUUCCAGUAACGUCAAGGACACCUUUGGUCGAGAAGUGUAUCGAGGAAUUAUGAAAAGGGAAAUGAAAAUGAUUUCCUCGGUGGCCAAGGUAUAUGAAAAGCGAUACUCGGAGUAGUGUGGCUUGGUACUCAGUGGCAGUGGAGUACUUACUGAUGGGUUUCUUUUCUUUGGACGGGUAUUACAAUAGGGC
Fusarium redolens is the source of this 975-nucleotide messenger RNA. RefSeq lists its product as uncharacterized. The record is from RefSeq and is a predicted model, not a curated record. Lineage: Eukaryota; Fungi; Ascomycota; Sordariomycetes; Hypocreales; Nectriaceae. The transcript has 3 exons. The coding region runs from base 1 to 900 and encodes 299 amino acids.